Molecule: messenger RNA, 183 nt
Organism: Loa loa (African eye worm)
Lineage: Eukaryota; Metazoa; Nematoda; Chromadorea; Rhabditida; Onchocercidae
Product: zinc finger protein
Exons: 1
Coding region: 1-183 (60 amino acids)
Source: RefSeq, a predicted model, not a curated record
AUGAAACAUCCAACGAGUGGUAUCAAAAUGAAACUUCCAACAUCCAAACAAUCAGAAGGAAACAGUCCAAAGGAAACAAAGGUAGCACCAGAAAGAAACAUCCAGAGCGUUCGACUCACACAGGUGAAAAGCGGUUCAAAUGCAAAACAUGCGGAAAGGGUUUUGCUAAGCCAUCGGAUAUGA